AUGUCAAUCUAUCCUGCUCUGCCCGACGCCGGGCUCCCCAAACGAGCCAUGCACGCACUGCUUCUCGUGGAGCGCUCAUGUGCACAGUGCUCGCCACUGGGCGUCCUAGACGACCCCCUAUGUGUCGUCGCUAUCGAGCACAGCGAGAGGAAUGACAACCAACAGCCAGACGGACAGGCAGGAAGACCGAAGAAACCGAGCAAGAACGAGUAUGUGCGGAAACUACCAGGAGUGGUACAGUGGGGAGAAAGGACAUUUGGGCACCCACCUGAUAUACGCCAUUGGACGCGCGCCUCUGAAGGCGCUCAGUCUCCGGUAGCGACGACGGAUUCAUACAACCAGCAGUCCUAUUCGUUUGUCCAAGAAUACCCUCGCCCACAUCGACAAUAUCCUUCCACACCAUCACCUGCUGUCGAGCAUCAGACGGGACCCUCUGGAUAUGAUCGGCGCACCUUGCGUGAUGUGCCCUCAGAGGCCUACACAUACCAAGGCGAACCAUUACGCGCACGGGAGACAGGCUAUGCUGGAGUGCAGAACACUGCCUACCAGCCGUACCCGACAUCGGUGGAUCGUCGCACUCGCCAUGAAUAUCAACAUGGAGACCAACAAAGCAUGGGUACGUUUGCCCCAGUUGAUGGUCUUCUCAAGUCACUGAACGUUGCUCUCAGCAGGGCCAUACUCUCAAGUCCCAAUGCAGGCGAUGAAUGUGCCGAGCACACAGCUCGUCGGUCGGUCUGCUCACAUCAGAUCGCCGCCAUCCCAUGGCACGUCUGCGACGACUGGUGUCAGCUCGCGUUCGCAUCAUUCCUCUUCAGCACGGGCUCAAUAUGUUUCGCCUUACCCGCCACCAUCGGUGCAGUCCUCAGUAUCUUCAUCUUCAGGCGAGUCGCGACAUCUAUCCCAACACCCUAUGAUCUGACAUGUCGGCAUACAGACCACGGAUUUGUGACAGGCAGAUCUAGUUCAGCAAACCAUUCCGUGUUCUACGCACCGGCGAGCUCUUCCGUGUCCAUGGAGGAGCUACAAGCGGCUCAGAACCUAUAUGACGCAGUAGAGAACGACCAUCUCCUUGAGGAGUACUUCUGA
Messenger RNA from Postia placenta MAD-698-R-SB12, 1086 nucleotides. RefSeq lists its product as hypothetical. The coding region runs from base 1 to 1086 and encodes 361 amino acids. The transcript has 4 exons. Lineage: Eukaryota; Fungi; Basidiomycota; Agaricomycetes; Polyporales; Adustoporiaceae. The record is from RefSeq and is a predicted model, not a curated record.